AUGUUUGGUUUUAGGGGUUUAACUGUCCUCUUACCGCUGUUGUAUCUGGUGUACUACAUCAACACCACCUGUCCAUUAUCAGAUCCAGUUGCCACCUCAGAUUCCUUGGUUUGUCAAUUGACUCAUCAGUCAUAUGAAUACGUUACCCCUUUUGUUGAGAGGGUGCAGCACACUGAGCACUAUCAACUUGUGAACAAGAAUAUCUCCCCUUAUACUCAAGCCAUAGAUGCUCAGUAUCAACAGUAUCUCUCACCUACAAUCGAUCACCUUUCUGAAAAGGCAAAAUAUUACUUCAAAAUCUUCUCAGUCCAUGCUAAGUCGUAUUUUAGAUUUGCCGCUCUAAAGAGUGUGGAGCUGAAGAAAAAAGGUGACCUGUAUGCGAACGACGUUCUCAUUCCCAGAGCGAUCACUCUCUACCACCAAUCUUACAAUUAUACAAAGACUACAAUCAUUCCCAAGACUAAGGAAUUGUUUCAUAAAUCCAGUGACUAUCUGCAUGAAGAAGUUCUGCCUGUAGUGUACAAAUGGUAUGCUAUCACUUGGUGGAAAACCAAGGAUGUCUAUCAGUUUGAUGUUAAACCAAGAUUGAUCGUGGUUGCCCACUUAUUGAAGUUGGAUCUUGUUUGGAAUAAACUUCAAGAGUUUACGCAGACUGAGUAUUACCAGACAGUGGAAAGACCAAUAGUUCUCGUGUGGGAGUACGUUUCGACUGUCAUUCGAAAAUUGCACGUCCUCCUUAGCUCAUUUCAGAGAGAAGAACUACUCAUUAGUUUCAACCAACAAGUAGAGUCUAAGAAAGAGUUUUUGAGAUCCCAGUUUAAUGAAUUCUUCAAUGCAAGUUUCCAAUUGAAAGAUUUAAAAGAGCUGGGAAGAAGAAAUUUUUUCGACGCAGCGACUGUUUCAGGCGUUCCUUCAGCUGAGGGUUCGACAGAAUCUGAAAAAACUGAUGCUGAAACUGAGGUUUAUGAGACUGAAAUUGAGAUUGAGAUUGAGACUGAGACUGAGACUGAGACGGAGACUGAGAUUGAAACGGAGACCGAAAUUGUAUACGACACCUACUCUGAUACAAUCAACAGAGAGUCUCCGCCACCAAAUGAGGACGAUGAUGAGGAUGAAAUCGAAUAUGUGGACAUUAACGAUGUCGACGUUGAUGAUGACGAUGUCGAAAUUGUAACUCAACGUCAGACUGUUACCCUUUUUACUACCGUUGAAGAUUCUGAACCAACUAGUGAAAAUGAAACCGUAAGCCUGGAAUUGCAGCCACUAGAAGAAUUCAAAGAAUUUGUAACUAACAUUUCUAGCAAGGCCCAACAGCAGUUUGACGAUUCUGUUAAGGAACUUGAAGAUGAAGUUAUUGCUAAGUUAAACGAUAAGCUAAAACCAUUGUUGCGAGACCUUUCGCACACCAUCAACAGCGACUAUGAGAAAACUCAUUUGCUUAUUGCUGAUAUCAACAGGAUUAAAGACACCUCUAACAGUGAAGAUUCUGACGUAAGACCCUACAAGUAUGUUACAAGACAAGAUGUCCGAGACGAACUUGAGAGACUAUCAGAAAAGGUUGAAAAACAGACCGAUGCCGCAAAGGCAGUGAUCUCUAACUACAAAGGUUUGCUAGAAGAUGACAUAGUCAAAAUCAGAGACAAGGUUGUGACCAUUCUGGAAGAGUAUUUUGAUAUUUCGUAUACGGAAUAUUCCAAAAAGAUAAUAACGGAAACAUCUCGUAACAGUGACAAGGCUUGGGAUGAAUGGAGUGAAUUCGUUGCUUUGAAAGACAAAAUUUUAGAUGUCAGGGAUGAUAUUUUCACAAAGAAACCUAAGCUGGAAAACUUUCUAAAAGCAAUGACUGAGUGGGAUCAUACUCUUUAUGUUCUAGUUAAUGAAAGUGGGCAAUAUUUAUCUCUUCUGAGAGCCAAGGCAAAUGUGCAGUUUCAAAUUAGAGAGGCUGAAGAGAGAAGGCAAGAAGAGCUUACUCUCAAAGCUCAGGAAGGGGACGAUAAGGAGGAAAUUAAUGUCGAUGAUGUCCAACUAAAUGAUGAAACUCUUGGAAAUGAGAUUGAAGAUGAUGAAGAUGAUGAAGAAGAAGUUGAGGAAGAGACUGAAGAAGAGACUGAAGAAGAAUUCGAAGAAGAAUAUGAGGAAGAGGAUGAAGAAAAGGUCGAAGAAAAGGUCGAAGAAGAAGUAGCAGAUAAUCAGGAAUCAGCAGAAGAGAUCGUAGGAGAAGCAGCAAGCGAUAGCACAAAAGACGAUGAUGAGGAAGAAGAAGAUACUGAUGACGAGGAAGAUUACAGAGAUGAAGAAGAAGCUGAUGAUGAUGAGGAUGAUCAAUAG
Molecule: messenger RNA, 2328 nt
Organism: Komagataella phaffii GS115
Lineage: Eukaryota; Fungi; Ascomycota; Pichiomycetes; Pichiales; Pichiaceae
Exons: 2
Coding region: 1-2328 (775 amino acids)
Source: RefSeq, a predicted model, not a curated record